UUAUUCAUUUGUUUCACAUUCAAAGCUGUCCUCCACUCCUUUCCAUCUGUUCAUCUAUGCCGGUAAUCUGUUACAACAUUAACAAGUAGUAGUCGGGCUUGGAGUGGGAAGAACGAGAAGUAAUGGCGGCAUUGUCGCUUCAAGCUGGGAAUAGCCUUCUCUGCCAGCAGCAGCGACUCUUAUGGAAAAUUUCUUCUAUGGAUCCAAGUCUAUAUGAGAGAAAAUUGAUUAAAAUCCAUUCGAGAAAAUCCCUGAUAUGUUGCUCUCGGAACGCUUUUGCGUUGGAUUAUAUCCCAGAGUAUAAGAUGAAGAUCGCUCGAGAGCUGGAAGUCAUGUUUGGUGUGGAAGAUUAUAUUCCUUCCAAGGAGCUCGGACUCAAGUUUGGUAUUGGAGAUUCUCUUGCUUUCAAGGAUUUUGAAUCGCUUUCACGGCAUCUAUCUAUCACGGAUUUGGAGACCGAUUUGCAGAAUUCGCUUAACCCUAGCUCUCGAUUUCGUGUCGCGUACCAGGGAGUUGAAGGUACCUCCAGUGAAUCAGCGGCUGAAAAGGUGUACCCGAAUUGUGAAGCUAUUGCGUGUGAACAAUCCGAGACUGCUUUCAAUGCUGUUGAAAAUUGGCUUGUUGAUAGAGCAGUUUUACCAAUUGAGAAUUCUCUUGGGGGGAGCAUCCAUCAAAAUCAUGAUCUCUUACUUCGACACAGUUUACAUAUUGUUGGGGAAGUAUACCUUAAACUCCGACAUUGCUUGCCUGCCAAUUAUGCUGUUGCAUUGGAAGAUCUAAGACAUGUUAUUAGCCAUCCACAAGCUCUUGCUCAAUGUGAGAACACAUUAACAAAGAUGGGAGUCAUCGGAGAAGCUGUAGAGGAUACUGCUGGUGCUGCUCAGAGUAUUUUUGCCAACAAAUUCCAAGAUGCGGGGGCAGUUGCUAGCUCUAAAGCUGCACAGAUCUACGGGUUGAAUAUUCUUGCUCACAAAAUUCAGGAUGACACUAUCAAUGUUACACGGUUUUUUAUGCUUGCAAGAGAUCCCAUUGUUCCAAGCACUGACAGGCCAUUCAAGACAAGUAUAGUUUUCUCCAUCAAGGAGGGACCUGGUGUUCUUGCCAAUGCGCUAGCUGUUUUUUCAACGAGGGACAUCAACCUCACAAAGAUCGAGAGUCGCCCCUUGCAUAAACAGCCCUUGCUUGUAACUAAUGGCAGCGUCAAUGGAUGUACAAUGUACUUUGACAAUCUUUUCUAUUUGGAUUUUGAAGCAUCAAUGGCUGACCAAAGGUCUCAAAAUGCCCUUAGGCAUCUAGAGGAGUUUGCUAAAUUUAUACGAGUACUGGGGAGCUACCCAACUUAUGCUAGCUCGACGUGAAUGCCCUUAAAUCUAAUCUGUGAAGGAGUGACUGUCUGGCAAUACAAUUAAAAACCGAUGACUGCACUGAAGUUUCUUAUUGUCAAUUCAGAUUUUGCCGGGUGCUGUGGAUGAAUCCUAGAGAUUGGAUAUGGAAUCACCCAAUUUUCCUUUACCAUUCGGGGGUUUCCCCUCUCCCAUGGAAGGUUUUUAGGAUUAUUCAGUCUCCAACCCUGGUAUUCAUCUUCAUAGUCCUGAACCUUUUUACUGAGGAGAAAUUGUUAUUGAUUGUUCUUUAUUUUCUUAGGUACAAACUAAAUUGAGAAUUUUUCUUAUAUCUUCAUGUAAAAUAUGUAUAUGAAAGCAAAAUCCCUUUAUCAAUAUUAUGAUGGUGAUACUAUCAGGUUUUCUCAC
Molecule: messenger RNA, 1751 nt
Organism: Macadamia integrifolia
Lineage: Eukaryota; Viridiplantae; Streptophyta; Magnoliopsida; Proteales; Proteaceae
Product: arogenate dehydratase/prephenate dehydratase 2, chloroplastic-like
Exons: 12
Coding region: 123-1358 (411 amino acids)
Biological process (GO): L-phenylalanine biosynthetic process
Cellular component (GO): cytoplasm; chloroplast
Molecular function (GO): arogenate dehydratase activity; prephenate dehydratase activity
Source: RefSeq, a predicted model, not a curated record